GAAGACCAUGUGGCGUUUUUAAUAACGGUUCCCACUGCCCUGGCGAUCUUCUUUGCGAUAUUUAUCCUUGUCUGCAUCGAGUCUGUGUUUAAGAAGCUGCUCCGCCUUUUCUCUUUGGUGAUAUGGAUGUGUCUUGUUGCCAUGGGAUACCUGUUCAUGUGUUUCGGGGGCACCAUCUCUCCUUGGGACCAGGUGUCCUUCUUUCUCUUCAUCAUCUUUGUGGUGUACACCAUGCUGCCCUUCAACAUGCGGGAUGCCAUCAUCACCAGCGUCCUCACGUCCGCGUCGCACACUGUCGUGCUCAGCGUCUGCCUGUCUUCAACGCCGGGGACCCGGGAGCAUCUCGUCUGGCAGAUACUGGCCAACGUGGUCAUUUUCAUCUGCGGGAACCUGGCGGGCGCCUACCAUAAGCACCUCAUGGAGCUGGCCUUGCAGCAGACGUAUCAGGACACUUGUCAUUGCAUCAAGUCCCGCAUCAAGUUGGAAUUUGAAAAACGUCAGCAGGAGCGUCUUCUCCUCUCCUUGCUGCCAGCUCACAUAGCCAUGGAAAUGAAAGCCGAGAUCAUCCAGAGGCUGCAGGGCCCCAAAGCGGGCCAGAUGGAGAACACUAACAACUUCCACAACCUGUACGUCAAGAGGCACACCAACGUCAGUAUCUUAUACGCCGACAUUGUUGGGUUCACCCGGCUGGCAAGUGACUGCUCCCCAGGAGAACUCGUCCACAUGCUGAAUGAACUCUUUGGAAAGUUUGAUCAGAUUGCAAAGGAGAAUGAAUGCAUGAGAAUAAAGAUUCUGGGAGACUGUUACUACUGUGUGUCUGGCCUCCCCAUAUCGCUCCCCAACCACGCCAAGAACUGUGUCAAAAUGGGACUGGACAUGUGUGAAGCCAUCAAGAAAGUGAGGGACGCCACUGGAGUUGACAUCAACAUGCGUGUGGGCGUGCACUCUGGGAACGUGCUCUGUGGUGUGAUUGGGUUGCAGAAGUGGCAGUAUGAUGUGUGGUCACACGACGUCACACUGGCCAACCACAUGGAGGCUGGAGGAGUCCCCGGGCGUGUUCACAUUUCUUCGGUGACCUUGGAGCACUUGAAUGGAGCUUACAAGGUGGAAGAGGGAGACGGUGAUAUCAGGGACCCGUAUUUAAAACAGCACCUGGUGAAAACCUACUUUGUCAUCAACCCCAAGGGAGAACGACGGAGCCCCCAGCACCUCUUCCGACCUCGCCACACCCUGGAUGGAGCCAAGAUGAGGGCGUCUGUGCGCAUGACGCGGUACUUGGAGUCCUGGGGAGCAGCCAAGCCCUUCGCACACCUGCACCACCGGGACAGCAUGACCACCGAGAAUGGCAAGAUUAGCACCACGGAUGUACCGAUGGGUCAGCAUAAUUUCCAGCAUCGCACGUUAAGAACCAAGUCACAAAAGAAAAGAUUUGAAGAAGAAUUGAAUGAAAGGAUGAUUCAAGCCAUUGAUGGAAUCAAUGCUCAGAAGCAGUGGCUCAAAUCUGAAGACAUCCAGAGAAUCUCGCUGUUUUUCUAUAAUAAAAUACUGGAAAAAGAAUACCGAGCAACGGCCCUGCCAGCGUUCAAGUACUACGUGACCUGUGCCUGCCUCAUCUUCUUCUGCAUCUUCCUCGUGCAGAUCCUUCUGUUACCCAAAACGACCGUCCUUGGAAUUUCCUUUGGAGCUGCGUUUCUCUCGCUCACCUUCAUCCUGUUUGUCUGCUUCGCUGGGCAGCUUCUGCAAUGCAGUAAGAAGGCGUCCACCUUGCUCAUGUGGCUCCUGAAGUCAUCGGGCAUCAUCGCCAACCGGCCCUGGCCACGGAUCUUCCUCACUGUCAUCACCACGGCCAUCGUCCUGACCAUGGCUGUGUUCAACAUGUUUUUCCUGAGUGAUCCAGAAGAAGCUGUGGCUUCAGCUGCCAAUACAUCCAACACAAGUUUUCCUGCCUCCAGCGAUCAGGCGGCUAUUCUUCAUGCACAAAAUUUGUUUUUCCUCCCGUACUUUAUAUACAGCUGCAUCCUGGGACUGAUCUCCUGCUCGGUGUUCCUGCGGGUGAACUAUGAGUUGAAGAUGCUGAUCAUGAUGGCCGCCUUGGUGGGCUACAACACUAUCCUGCUCCACACUCAUGCCCACGUGCUGGACAGCUACAGCCAGGUCUUAUUCCAAAAACCAGGCAUUUGGAAGGACCUGAGGACCAUGGGCUCGGUGUCUCUCUUUGUAUUCUUCAUCACACUGCUUGUUCUGGGUCGGCAGAAUGAAUAUUACUGUAGGUUAGACUUCCUGUGGAAGAACAAGUUCAAAAAAGAGCGGGAGGAGAUCGAGACCAUGGAGAACCUGAACCGCGUGCUGCUGGAGAACGUGCUUCCCGCCCACGUGGCCGAGCACUUCCUGGCGCGGAGCCUGAAGAACGAGGAGCUGUACCACCAGUCCUAUGAUUGUGUCUGCGUCAUGUUUGCCUCCAUCCCGGAUUUCAAAGAAUUUUACACCGAAUCAGAUGUGAACAAGGAGGGCUUGGAGUGCCUUCGGCUCCUGAACGAGAUCAUUGCCGACUUUGAUGAUCUAUUGUCCAAGCCGAAAUUCAGUGGAGUUGAAAAGAUCAAGACCAUCGGCAGCACGUACAUGGCAGCAACGGGUCUGAGCGCAGUGCCCAGCCAGGAGCUCGCCCAGGAGCCCGAGAGGCAGUACCUGCACAUCGGCACCAUGGUGGAGUUUGCCUUCGCGCUGGUGGUGAAGCUGGAGGCCAUCAACAAACACUCCUUCAACGACUUCAAGCUGCGAGUGGGUAUUAACCACGGGCCUGUAAUCGCUGGUGUAAUUGGCGCUCAGAAACCGCAGUAUGAUAUCUGGGGCAACACCGUCAAUGUGGCCAGUCGGAUGGACAGCACAGGAGUCCUGGAUAAGAUACAGGUGACCGAGGAAACGAGCCUCGUCCUCCAGACCCUGGGGUACACCUGCUCCUGUCGAGGGAUAAUCAACGUGAAAGGCAAAGGGGAGCUGAAGACGUACUUUGUGAACACGGAGAUGUCCCGAUCUCUCUCCCAGAGCAACGUGGCGUCCUGA
Messenger RNA from Trichechus manatus latirostris (Florida manatee), 3060 nucleotides. RefSeq names its product adenylate cyclase 2 (gene ADCY2). Gene Ontology annotation, biological process: cAMP biosynthetic process; adenylate cyclase-activating G protein-coupled receptor signaling pathway; adenylate cyclase-inhibiting G protein-coupled receptor signaling pathway. The transcript has 24 exons. The record is from RefSeq and is a predicted model, not a curated record. Lineage: Eukaryota; Metazoa; Chordata; Mammalia; Sirenia; Trichechidae. Gene Ontology annotation, molecular function: adenylate cyclase activity. The coding region runs from base 127 to 3060 and encodes 977 amino acids. Gene Ontology annotation, cellular component: plasma membrane.